Parnassius apollo (apollo) is the source of this 3282-nucleotide messenger RNA. The record is from the annotation of a GenBank genome assembly. NCBI's taxonomy places the organism in Eukaryota, Metazoa, Arthropoda, Insecta, Lepidoptera, Papilionidae.
AUGACUUAUAUGUUUGAAUAUCCACAGUUUGUUCGAAUCUCCUUGGAUGAAAAUAAAUUAAAUCCACAGUAUGGGUUAUAUGCCUAUAGUGAAGGCAGAUUUACCGAAAAAGCAAGAAAAAUGUGGUUUGAUGGUAUACCUGUGCUUUUUGUUCCUGGAAAUUCUGGCAGUCACAUGCAAGCACGGUCUUUAGCUUCUGUAGCACUUCGAAAAGCUUUAGCUAAAGGCUAUGAAUAUCAUUUUGACUUUUUUACAAUAAGUUAUAAUGAGGAGCUAUCUGGACUGUAUGGAGGCGUCCUUCAAAGUCAAACUGACUUUGCAGCUGCUUGUGUUUCAAAGAUUCUAAGUUUGUAUAAAAGUAAUAGGUACACGAAGUCUGUACCUACAUCUGUUAUUCUCAUUGGACAUUCUAUGGGUGGUGUAAUAACAAAGCGCCUCCUUGCAUACUAUGCUACAAGAAAUUCAACUGAUAUUGCAAUAACAUUGGCAGCGCCGUUAGAAGCUCCAGUUAUUAAUUUUGAUGUGGCAAUGAACAAUUACUACAUGAUUAUGGACAUGGAAUGGGAACUGUUCAUCAAUCAAAAUCAAGAGAUUAAAAACAAAAAGAUGUUGAUUAGUUUUGGGAGUGGGCCAAGAGAUCUUCUCAUUCCAGCUGGUCUUACUUCUACAAAUGAUAGUUUUAUUAGUGUUUUGACCACUGCAGUACCCGGGGUAUGGGUGUCGCCUGACCACGUAAGCAUGGUGUGGUGCAAACAGCUGGUGAUGGCAGUAAACCGUUACCUAUUUGAUAUUGUUAAUAUGCAAACUGAGCAGAUAUCCAAUAAUAGAGCUCUGUUGACGAGUAAAGCUCGACAAUAUUUUCAGGCGAACCGUUCGAUGACUCUGAGUCCUCAUAAAGCGCGCCCCGAUGUAACUCUGCAAGGCGACGCAUUUUGGUAUGAAGAUAAUCGAAGAAUCUAUCAAAUAAAUAGACCCGAUAUUGACAGAACAACUUUUUUGAUGAUAAGAUUGGUCAGCUUCCCCCAGAACCGGUUUGUGGCCGUGGAGUCGGUAAAUGUCGACGACAAGGACUGGAUUUUUGGUUGCAAUGCCAAAUACACACACAGCACGUAUAGACAUUGUAAAGAAGCCAAACCUUUGUCAGAGUUAAGUCGCUGGAGUGGUGCAGCAAAUGAUUUUGGACGCAGAAAACUUGCAACUGUCCACCUUCACAAUUUGAUGGAUGAAUACCCGGAAUGGACGCAUGUUGUUGUCAAAGUGUCACCAACUAAAAAACCGAUUACUUUAAAUGUUGACAUAAAUGACUAUGCAUCGAGAAGAAUAAAUGUAAAUCUGCCUUUAUUUGGCAGACAAAUUGUAAAGCAGGAGACGGAAACCAACAGUUUGUACUACGAGCUUAUAUUGACCGAUAUGAAUGUAUUGCACCAAGCGUACUUGCUGUACGUAGAGCCGACACCAAGUUGCCAGGCAAAUCAUUAUCACGUGUCUGCAGAGAUGCACGUCCCUUGGGCUAAAAAUAACGAAUACUACCAUUAUUUCACCCAUUUAAAGCGAACUCCAAUGAAGUUACGUCUGUUUAAAAGUAACCCGAAUGUCACAUUAGGAAUGGAAGCCUUGGAGACGGUCAAGGUUACUUUGUUAUUGGAUCCUAAAUGUACGUUUACUAUAAGUAUCUCUACAUCAUGGUACCAUCGGCUAGCGCAAAUCGCCCGGAACUACACACCGGUUCUAUUUCCAUUUGUGGCGGCUAUAGUUCUGCUGGCAGUAAGAAGUAGUAUCAUACAUUUAAAAGACCAUGGGACAUGCCUCUCCAUACACGGUGCCUUGAUGAGUGAAUCAGUGAAGCCGUACUAUGCCCUUGUUUUUGCUAGACUAGGUGCUAUGGUUUUACUAUCGGUGCCAUUCUUAGAAUUUUUGUUUGAAAAUGCAAGUUGGAAGAAUCUGGAACUGCAUUACUUUAUCCGGUCACUGUUAGUUUUGCCAAUGUAUAUGACUGCAUUGGGAAUCGUGAACGUCGCAGCGGCGGCCAUUUUGGCUGUUAUGGUGUUUUGGUCACAGUUGGCUCAUAGGUUGUUAUUCAGGAUAGUGUGGCGAGGGGGCAGUAGUAUCGCGGAGAAGAUGGCGUCCGGCCUGCAGAAGGUGCCGAUGGCGGUGAGCGCGGCGCUCGUGUGCACGGCGCCCGUGUCCUGCGGCGCCGCUUCGCUCGCCGCCGGUGCUGCCUUCUACGCAUUCAUGCUGUCCAAAAUGUACGAGGACUACCUUGAAGAUUAUGUAUACAAACUGAUGGCUAAACUAGGAAGUAAAAUUUGUCGACUGUUCAAAUCAAGAAAUAUGGAAGAGAAUACAUCUAAUACUGAUCUCGUACCUUGCAACUCAUCACAAGAACCUACUACAGAAAAACUCAUAGUAGCAGAUAUAAAAAAAGAUAAUAGUUUAGAUAUAGUUGAAAAGAAAGAUAAUAGUUUGGAUCUAGUUAAAAGUUCGAAAGUAAGUAAAGAAAAACCGUCCGAAAAUUCUAACACGGACGUUAGCGUAAGUCAGUCCACCAGCGACCUAAAAAAAGAAUCCCAAAAAGCCAAGCGGAAAUGCAAUGAAAGAGGGAGAAGAGAUGACGAGAGUAAAAACAGUAUUGAUCAAGAUUUAAAUAAUUUAAAUUUCCACAUGAUGCUGUUCUUUUUAUGGUUGAUAGUAACUGCUGUAAAUAUACCCGCUCUGUUAACAUGGGCCAGAAAUUUCAAGUACAGUAUGGUGCUAAAAUCUGAUACUUCUUACCAUACAGGUCUUGUGAUGUCAGUAUGUUCAGCUUUUGUUUGGCAAAUGGAUGGACCACGGCAAAAAUUGAGAUAUUACGAAGCGCUAUCUUCAUUAAUUUUUACAAUGGCUUUAUUUGUACUAGUCUUAGGCAUAUUUUCAUUGUUUAUUGUAAACUAUGGUGUGACUCUGAUAUUUGCUUUAAUAACAAUGCAGCAGUUGUGGGAUUAUGAGGAAAAAUCUAAUGACGAAACUAAUGAUGUAGCUAAUGAUGAUACAAAUGAUGCUCAAAAUGAAAAAGUUGUUGAAGAAAGCCAUUGUCAACAGAAAGAAAAUAACUCACAAUCUCAAAGUGAUUUAUCUAAUGAAACACCUCAAAGUAGAGAAUGUAAAGAUGAGACAGAUAAAACUAAGCAAGAGAUAAGAGACCAAACAAUAGAAGACUGUAACGUCUGUAGUGAAAAUAGGAUAUACAAUAUUUUUAAACAUCUCAGAGAUAAAUUUAGCUUUAAUAAUAAUGAUGUCCCAUAA